Molecule: messenger RNA, 2019 nt
Organism: Magnusiomyces paraingens
Lineage: Eukaryota; Fungi; Ascomycota; Dipodascomycetes; Dipodascales; Dipodascaceae
Exons: 2
Coding region: 1-2019 (672 amino acids)
Biological process (GO): amine metabolic process
Molecular function (GO): quinone binding; primary methylamine oxidase activity; copper ion binding
Source: RefSeq, a predicted model, not a curated record
AUGGCUCUUCACCCAUUUGACCCCCUCACUCCUGCUGAACUUACCAAGGGUGUGGCUAUCCUCAAGGCUAACCACCCUGGCAAGCUUCUCCACAUCAAGACUGGUGAACGUUUGGAACCUCCCAAAGAGUACAUGAAGAAGUUUUUGGCUGCUGAGAGUGCUGGCACUCCCAUUGCCCCUCCCCCCAGAGUUGCCCACUUCAUGUACUAUAUUCUUGAGGAAAAGAAGGUCUCCGAACUUAAAGUCAACCUCGACACUGGUGCCAUUGACAGCUACGUCCAGCACCCCCGUGGUGUUCACCCUCCUAUUGACCCUUGGGAGGCUGAGCGUGCCGCUGAAGUUGUUUUGCCCUCUCCUGAGUUUGCUGAGGCCAUUGCCAAGUGUGGUCUUACCGAUAAGAUCGAGUGUGUUACCUUUGACGGUUGGAUGUAUGGCUCCAACGAGCGUGGUGAAGGCCGUCUCGGUAUCACUGACCGUUUCAUGAUGAUGCUCAUGUACUGCCGUGACCCCAAGACCAACCACCCUGACAGUAACAUGUACUCGUUCCCUCUCCCCUUUGUCCCCAUUUACGAUAUUUUGGAAGACAAGCUUGUGCGCAUUGACUGGUGCGCCACUGGCGGUGACGAGGAUGACAUCAAUGGCUUUGACUACAACACCCGCAAGGAUAUCAAGUGCACCACCGAUACCAACGUUGCUUGCGAGUACGACCCAUCGCUCCAGGAGAGCCUUCGUACUGACCUCAAGCCUCUGAAUGUGAUUCAGCCCGAGGGCCCCUCUUUUACUUUGAAUGGCAAUGAGAUUUCCUGGCAAAAGUGGAAGCUGAGAAUCACCUUUACUCCUCGUGAAGGUCUUGUUCUCCACAAUCUGACUUUUGAUGGCCGCCAGACCUUUUACCGUCUUGCUGUCGAGGAAAUGGCUGUCCCCUACUUUGACCCUCGUCCUCCUGCUUCCCGCAGAUGCGCUUUUGACUUUGGUGACUGCGGUGGUGGUAAGACUGCCAACGAGCUCGAGCUUGGCUGCGACUGCUUGGGCACUAUCAAGUACUUUGGUGGCUCGCUUGUCGACCCCAAGGGUAAUGUCUACACCAAGAAGAACACCAUUUGCGUUCACGAGCAGGAUGAUGGUAUUGCUAUGAAGCACACCAACUACCGCACCAACGUCCCCAUUGUCCAGCGUCGUCGUAUCCUUGUUAUCCAGACUAUUUUGACUGUCGGUAACUACGAGUACAUUUUCGCUUGGCACCUUGAUCAGGCUGCUGGCAUCAAGCUUGAGAUUCGUGCCACUGGUAUUGUCUCCACUACCUACCUUGAUCCUGGCAAGUUUAACAAGUACGGUACCGUUGUUUCUCCCUCGGUCUUUGCUGCUUCCCACCAGCACAUUUUCAAUGUCCGCAUUGAUCCUGCCGUUGACGGCCACGAAAAUACAGUUGCUUACUGCGACACCAUCCAGAGCCCCUGGGGUCCUAAGAACCCUGAUGGCCAGGCUGCCUACAACCAGGUCAACUAUGUCGAGAAGUCUACCUUUUUGGAUGUUGAUAUUCCCAAGAAUCGUUAUGUCAAGAUUUGCAACGAAAACAAGAAGAACACAAUCUCAGGCAACCCUGUUGCUUACAAGCUGCAUGCCGUCCCCACUGCCCUGCUCAUGGCUCGCCCUGGCUCUGUGGUCAAUGACCGUGCCCAGUUUGCUACACACGCCUUUUGGGUCACCAAGUACAAGGACCAGGAGUUCUACCCUGGUGGACCUUUCACCAACCAGUCUGCUGAUGAGGUUGGAGGUGUCAUGGAUGCUGUUCGCCGCAAAGAUGAUGUCCGCAAUACCGAUGUUGUCUUGUGGCACUCUUUUGGUCUGACACAUCACCCUCGUGUCGAGGACUUCCCUGUCAUGCCUGUUGAGAUGAUGUCUAUGAUGCUUACUCCUAAUGACUUCUUUGACAGAAAUCCUCUGCUUGACAUUCCUCCUUCUACUCAGAAGUUCAACAGAUCUGUUGAGGUUAUGGACUGCAGAAGCUGCAAGAUGUAA